Felis catus (domestic cat) is the source of this 2888-nucleotide messenger RNA. It is a transcript of the gene KAT14, whose product is annotated as lysine acetyltransferase 14. NCBI's taxonomy places the organism in Eukaryota, Metazoa, Chordata, Mammalia, Carnivora, Felidae. Gene Ontology annotation, molecular function: acyltransferase activity, transferring groups other than amino-acyl groups. The record is from RefSeq and is a predicted model, not a curated record. The coding region runs from base 1 to 2346 and encodes 781 amino acids. The transcript has 10 exons.
AUGGAUAGUAACAUCCACCUGAGUAGCUUGAUAAGCCGGCAUGAUGAUGAAGCCACGAGAACAUCUACCUCAGAAGGGCUGGAGGAGGGAGAGGUGGAGGGGGAGACUCUCCUGAUCGUUGAAUCGGAGGACCAGGCAUCAGUGGACUUAUCUCAUGAUCAGAGUGGGGAUUCCCUCAACAGUGACGAAGGAGAUGUGUCCUGGAUGGAGGAGCAGCUGUCCUACUUCUGUGACAAGUGCCAAAAAUGGAUACCGGCCAGUCAGCUGAGGGAACAGCUCAGUUACCUUAAGGGUGAUAAUUUUUUUAGAUUCACUUGUUCCGAUUGCUCAGAAGAUGGCAAGGAGCAGUAUGAAAGGCUGAAACUGACAUGGCAGCAAGUCGUCAUGCUGGCAAUGUAUAACUUGUCUCUGGAAGGAAGUGGACGGCAAGGUUAUUUCCGAUGGAAAGAAGAUAUCUGUGCUUUUAUUGAGAAACAUUGGACCUUUUUACUGGGGAAUAGGAAGAAGACUUCGACCUGGUGGAGCACAGUAGCAGGUUGCCUCAGUGUGGGAAGCCCCAUGUUCUUCCGUUCAGGGGCUCAAGAGUUCGGAGAACCAGGAUGGUGGAAGCUCGUUCACAACAAGCCACCAACAAUGAAGCCUGAAGGAGAGAAGCUGUCUGCCUCUACCCUGAAAGUAAAAGCCUCCAAACCAGCUUUGGAUCCCAUCAUUACUGUGGAGGGCCUUCGAAAACGGGCAAGUCGUAAUCCCGUGGAAUCUGCCAUGGAAUUAAAAGAGAAAAGGUCUCGUACUCAGGAAGCAAAGGACAUUAGGAGAGCCCAGAAGGAAGCAGCUGGCUUUCUGGACAGGAGUACUUCUUCGACCCCUGUGAAGUUUAUAAGCCGCGGCCGCAGGCCAGACGUGGUUCUAGAAAAAGGGGAAGUGAUUGACUUCUCGUCCUUGAGCUCCUCUGACCGCACCCCUCUGACAAGCCCGUCUCCUUCUCCGUCUCUGGAUUUCUCUGCCCCUGGGACCCCCGCCUCUCACUCGGCCACACCCAGCUUGCUUUCAGAGGCAGAUCUGAUUCCAGAUGUGAUGCCACCACAAGCCUUGUUUCACGACGAUGACGAGAUGGAAGGCGAUGGAGUCAUAGACCCAGGGAUGGAGUAUGUACCUCCGCCUGCUGGGGCAGCAGCUUCUGGGGCAGUGGUCGGGGGCAGAAAGAAGGUCAGAGCGCCUGAACAGAUAAAGCAGGAGGUGGAGAGCGAGGAGGAAAAGCCUGACAGGAUGGACAUUGACAGCGAAGACACAGAUUCCAACACAUCUUUGCAAACGAGGACUCGAGAGAAGAGGAAGCCCCAGCUGGAGAAGGACAGGAAACCUAAAGGGCCCAAGUACACCCCCGUGAGCAUCUACGAGGAGAAGCUACUCCUGAAGAGGCUGGAAGCUUGUCCCAGUGCCGUUGCCAUGACGCCAGAAGCUCGCAGACUGAAGCGGAAAUUGAUUGUCAGACAAGCGAAAAGGGAUAGGGGAUUACCACUUUUUGACUUGGAUCAAGUUGUUAAUGCUGCUCUUCUGUUAGUUGAUGGAAUUUAUGGAGCCAAAGAAGGGGGAGUUUCCAGGCUUCCAGCUGGACAAGCCACAUACAGAACAACCUGUCAGGACUUCAGAAUCCUUGACCGAUACCAGACUGCCUUGCCAUCCAGGAAAGGGUUUCGGCACCAGACCACUAAGUUUCUGUAUCGUUUGGUGGGAUCAGAAAAUAUGGCUGUGGACCAGAGUAUCGUCAGCCCUUACACCUCUCGGAUCUUGAAACCUUACAUCAGGCGUGAUUAUGAAACAAAGCCACCCAAACUGCAGCUCCUGUCACAGAUUCGCUCCCACCUGCAUAGGAGUGACCCUCAUUGGACCCCGGAAGCUGACGCACCUCUUGAUUACUGCUACGUCCGGCCAAAUCACAUCCCAACAAUAAACUCUAUGUGUCAGGAGUUUUUCUGGCCUGGCAUUGACCUGUCUGAGUGCCUGCAGUAUCCAGACUUCAGUGUGGUUGUCCUUUAUAAAAAAGUUAUCAUUGCCUUUGGCUUCAUGGUUCCUGACGUGAAGUACAAUGAAGCUUACAUUUCAUUUCUGUUUGUCCAUCCUGAGUGGAGAAGAGCAGGGAUCGCAACUUUCAUGAUUUAUCAUCUGAUUCAGACCUGCAUGGGCAAGGAUGUGACCCUUCACGUCUCGGCAAGCAACCCUGCUAUGCUGCUCUACCAGAAGUUUGGAUUCAAGACUGAAGAGUACGUCUUAGAUUUCUAUGAUAAAUAUUACCCGUUGGAGAGUACGGAGUGUAAACACGCGUUCUUCCUGAGGCUCCGGCGCUGAAGUGAGCACAGCGCUUCACAGAGAGACGCGUGUGCUGUCAGAGGUGGGUCCUCACGUAGGCCCGAAGGCAGGUGUUCACGUCCCCGUGGGCCCUCAUCUCUGCGAUCAGACGUCCCUUCAGACCUCUCGCUGGAGGCUACACAGGCGGUGGGCAGAGGAAUUGAAUAGUGCAUAGCCCGUCAGCAGAACCGCUGUCCUGUCCUGUCCUGUCCUGCACAGGCCUGGGCCCACAUCUUGGGACUCCACAGUUAACUGGAACCGAGCGGUGCUGCUGUCCUUCCGCCAAACAGCUUCAGCAAUAAAGGAUUCUCGGGGAGAGAGAAUCUGUUCUAAUUUAAAGGAUGAGGAAGGGUGGCAGUCAUUAACGAGGGGUGCUGUGUCAUCGGGACAACGGGAGAUUACGAGGUGAUCACACAAAGGGCCGGCACUUCCCCAGCCGUCGAUGAGCCAUCAUUGAACCCAGAGGACCUUCAGGGCACUGAGGUUCUGCUGUCUCCCUGACUUUGGCCACAGUCAAAAUAAACAUGGUGUUUGUGUCCACA